UGACUUUGACUCGGUGCUAAUUUGAUGGGAUCAUCCAUGAACGUGAAGUUGAGUCCGCGAAAUCUAGGGCUUACAGUAUAUCUUUCUUUCAUCAUCCUCUGCUGGGCGAUUGAGUGUGGAGGAGAGUCUGGGACGUGUUUGGCUGAUUACAAGGAGGGGGGAGCUCCGGCGGUGUUUCGAUCCCCGCACUGUCCUCUCCGGAGUCUCCAGGAUGGUGCGUACUCCCCCGAAAGCGGUCAUUGCCAGACGGCGGUGAUGAAGGGCCGGAGGAAGUACAUGGAGGAUCGAAUUUUCUGCGCUCUCGAUCUUCGAAUCCCCUUCCCCGGCAAGGCUGGGCCAAAGGAUGUUGUGGUUGGAGUGGCAGCCGUUUUCGAUGGGCACAAUGGAGCAGAAGCGAGCGAGAUGGCUUCAAAACUUCUGUUCAACUACUUUGCUUUGCAUACCAACCUUCUGUUGGAUGCGACAUAUUCUGUUGUUCCGAAGGAGAUGACCGGAAGAUUACCUGAUGGAGGAAAAUGCGAUCUGAUUUUGAACGCCACCAAUUGGGACAGAGCCAUGCAUCAAGAUAUGCUUAAUUUUGAAAGGUUUAGAUUUACAUCGCCGUUAAAUUUUGACGAUUCUUUCCACUUGGAUAUUCUAAAGGAAGCAUUAGUGAGAGCAAUCCGUGAUAUUGAUGCCAUAUUUUCUCAGGAAGCGUAUAGAAGGAAUUUGGAUUCAGGUUCAACAGCCGCCAUUGCACUGAUUGCAGAUGGCCAGCUGUUGGUUGCCAACAUCGGUGAUUCAAAGGCCCUUCUGUGUUCCGAAAAGUUUGAGACUCCGGAGGAGGCUAGGGCUUCUCUAUUAAAGUUGUAUAGAGAGCAAAGGCGCAAUGGGAACAUUUUGCCGUCCACUCUCCGUGAUUUAAAGCUGAAAAGUACCAAUGGGCGAGUUCGUUAUCAUGUCAAAGAAUUAACAGAGGAUCAUCACCCAGAUAGAGAGGACGAAAAAAUGCGGGUUGAAGCUGCUGGCGGUCAUGUUGUCGAAUGGGCUGGAGUGCCGAGAGUGAAUGGUCAGCUGGCUGUCUCCCGUGCAAUCGGUGACGUGUCUUUUAAAAGUUAUGGUGUCAUAUCUGCACCCGAGGUGAUAGACUGGCGGCCUCUAGUGGCCAACGACAGCUUUUUGGUGGUGGCAUCCGAUGGCAUCUUCGAGAAGCAGAGCUUGCAGGAUGUCUGUGAUCUCUUGUGGGAAGCAAAAGACCCCGCAAGUUCUGGUAAAAGGCUACCUCCGCACUGUUCAUCGUCUUUGGCAGACUGCUUGGUAAAUGCAGCCUUUGAGAAGGGAAGUAUGGACAAUAUGGCAGCCGUUGUGGUCCCUCUAUGUUGAGUGUAAGAAGAGAAAUGGAUAAUGGCAAACAGUUGAUUUUUUGUUAUCAACAUUGAAAUUAAAAGUAUAUAAUCUAAUACUUGUUGGUAAACCUUGA
Tarenaya hassleriana is the source of this 1459-nucleotide messenger RNA. RefSeq names its product probable protein phosphatase 2C 51. Bases 25 to 1362 code for a protein of 445 amino acids. Gene Ontology annotation, molecular function: protein serine/threonine phosphatase activity. Lineage: Eukaryota; Viridiplantae; Streptophyta; Magnoliopsida; Brassicales; Cleomaceae. The record is from RefSeq and is a predicted model, not a curated record. The transcript has 6 exons. Gene Ontology annotation, biological process: protein dephosphorylation. Gene Ontology annotation, cellular component: cytosol; nucleus.